Wallemia ichthyophaga EXF-994 is the source of this 1587-nucleotide messenger RNA. RefSeq names its product Bypass of stop codon protein 6. NCBI's taxonomy places the organism in Eukaryota, Fungi, Basidiomycota, Wallemiomycetes, Wallemiales, Wallemiaceae. Gene Ontology annotation, biological process: transmembrane transport. Gene Ontology annotation, molecular function: transmembrane transporter activity. The transcript is spliced from 4 exons. Bases 1 to 1587 code for a protein of 528 amino acids. Gene Ontology annotation, cellular component: membrane. The record is from RefSeq and is a predicted model, not a curated record.
AUGGACACAAAUACAAAUGCACAUGCAGAUGCGGAAUUAAAGACAAAUACAGAGUCACCAAAAAACGCAGAAGAUCUAUCAACCAAUAUCACCCAACCCACGCAGCUCUACCUAAACACUCAAGACACGCGCAAAUUAUCUACAGAUUCAUCUCAGCACACCCAUGUCUGCAGUAGACAUAGCUCCAGCUUCGACAAGUACCACUCGAGCUCAACGAUACACCAAGACUCCCCUGCGUCGCACGACCUCCUCAACCAAGACAUAGCCUACUAUUUUCCCAACAAAGCCUACCGCUUCCAGAAGAAGUGGGUGCUGGUGGCUAUGACAGCGUUGUCUUUCGCUACGAUAGGUAUCAAUGAUAGCGCUGUAGGUGCGUUAAUGCCGCAGAUGGAGAAAUACUACCACAAAAGCGAAGCUAUAAUGUCCUUCUCCUUCCUUGCGAACUCGGGUGGCUAUGUCAUCUCAACCGCCACAUCCUCAUUCCUGAUACACCACCUGCAAUUGCGCUACGUACUUAUGAUCGCCAGCUGUAUUUAUUCGUUAGGCUCAUUAAUUGGCACAUUUAGACCACCCUUCGGUGCUCUCAUGGUUUCUUUUAUCCUAACUGGCUUUGGUGGUGGGUUGCUAGACACUGCGGCUACAUCUGUAAUCGUCCAUUUCGAAGAUGGGCCACUGCUCACAGUGACAUACUCCUUUUUCUCGCUCGGAUCUAUGGCGUCGCCAUUCCUCGUCGGCGGACUGCAGAGCGGCGAUAAGCAGCCAUGGGAACUUUACUUCUGGUUUCCGUUCUCCCUAGCUGCUUUUCUCUUCCUCUUGCAGUGGUUCGUCUAUCGCUCGUACAAGGCUCCAAUUGAGAAGGAUGCGUUGCAUCUGAGUGCUGCGCGCAAAUUUCGCCUCGUAAUCACUGACUGGACCAUCAUAAUCGGUGUCUCGCUCACCUUUGUUGUGUUUGCAAUGCAGGACUCUUGGAGCCAGUGGGCGAGCAAGUAUUUGCAGGACACGAAGGAGCUCGGUGACGGUAUUCCCCAGAUCGCCCAAGGGACGUUCUGGGCCGGCGUGGCUGUUUCGCGCAUAGUGCUGUGCAAAUUAGUCGCUAUGGUGGGUGACAUCAAGGCAUCGGUCAGCCUCUGCGCUAUGUUUGCCCUCGUCUUGGUCGGUGUGUGGUUGGUCGAGACGCAGCAUUUGGCAGGUGCUAUAUGUCUUAAUAUCCUGCUCGGUUUCGUCGACGGACCACUCGUACCCGUCGUGCUGUCUACCAGUGUUAAUACUCUGCCUCACUACCUCAAACAGCCUGCUACAUCGGCCAUUGUGUGUGGCGGUUUAGUUGGCUCUAGCAUUAUUCCCCUUGCUGUGGGACAGGCUGUCAACGCCUUCUCUACCGAUAUUGUGCCAGGAGUACUUAUUGUUAUUGCAGCAGUCAGCAUCCUCCUCUAUACCGUGCUGUAUACCACUAAAUACCUCAAGCUGAUGAAAGAUAAUGAUAUCAAGCCUAGCAUAAGUGGUUGGAUGAAAGCUUCAAUUAGCAAAAAUACCUCUUUUUCCUCUAAGCAUAGAGAAUGCGCGCAACAGUCCCAAGCAUCACCAUAA